ACAUGUGUAAAAUAUAUUAAUAUUAUUACGUUCGUGACGUACUAAUACUCCGUAUAUGACUUUGCAAACUUGAAUACAGACAUUUUCCGACCUUCUACAAGGAAAAGUGGCUUGGAAGGCCACUCUGACAAUGAUAGCCAAUGGACAGGUGUCAAGGGCGGAGGCAUUGGCCUGCUCAGGCUACAGACACGCGUGUCAUGUGAUGCUCUACUCUGACACCAAAAGUCUGCUUUUCGGUAGAACGCCCAUCAAACAUAUCAUACUGAUGCAGAUGCGCUUUGACGGUCUGCUGGGUUUCCCUGGCGGGUUUGUUAAUCAAUCAAACGAGAGCCUGGAGGCGGGUCUUUGUAGGGAAUUACAGGAGGAGCUGGGUGUGGCCCUUUCUAUAUCCGAAGACGAUCAUGUGGAUGCUCGCCUUGUCCCUGUAACCUCCCCCUCGCCCUCCCGUCUCAUCACUCACUUCUAUGUGAAGAAGCUAACAGAGGAGCAGAUUGGGGAGGUCGAGCAAGCGUCGCUAUCCACAGCGAGUGAUCACGGCCAGGAGGUCCUUGGGAUGGUCCGAGUCCCGCUCUACACUACAAAAACUGGGGGAGGCCUCUCCUCAUUCCUGUCACACGCUUUCAUUGGGAAUGCUCGCACCCAGCUGCUCGACUCUCUGCUGCGCCUCCACCUGCUUUCCCCCGAGGACCUGCACAAAGCCCUCUGGCACUCACUGAAGACACAUGCACAUACUGCAGUGGACCUGCAAGCAGCACUUGCACUGACAGCAGCCAAGAGGGAUCAGUCUUAAGUCACGGUUACUCAAGCACACACACAUGUACAGUCACAAUAGUGUUACAGGUUCCUAUUAAAAAAAAAAAGACAACACUCAUCAUCUUGAGCUGUAACUUAUUUUUUGUUGAGAUUCUUUUAUAAAUAACACUUGCAUUGGUGUACAUUUGGAAAUUACAGCACUAAAAUAUAUAUAUACUGUAUUUCAAUGCAUAUUGUAUUUGUAAUCCAUGAUAAAGCCUUAGGGUUGCUCGAGACAAGCAUAUCAAAGAUGAAUGACCCCAAAUAAAUUGAGCAAAUGUCUUAUUUCAGAA
This is a messenger RNA of Syngnathus acus (greater pipefish), 1085 nucleotides long. Its product is annotated as U8 snoRNA-decapping enzyme. The record is from RefSeq and is a predicted model, not a curated record. Bases 131 to 790 code for a protein of 219 amino acids. The transcript is spliced from 5 exons. Lineage: Eukaryota; Metazoa; Chordata; Actinopteri; Syngnathiformes; Syngnathidae. Gene Ontology annotation, biological process: sno(s)RNA catabolic process; mRNA catabolic process. Gene Ontology annotation, cellular component: nucleus. Gene Ontology annotation, molecular function: phosphodiesterase decapping endonuclease activity; snoRNA binding.